AUGUCGUCUGCUGCCAUGCAGACAGCUCCUACUCAUACCUCAGCGACCACCACAUCGACAUUGUACCCUACGACUCCUUCUCCGCAGACCCAAAAUGCUUAUCACCCGAGGACUACUACAGCGUCUCACUCGCCUCAACCCGUCGACGUGACAUCUCGUACCUCUCCUUCAUCGUCUAAGCGACCCAGCCAGAAACCAAGCGCCAAUGGUACGAACUUGAAUACUGCUCCGGCAUCGCAAUACUCCCAGUACGGGUCAGGAUCACCAACGAUGAAUUCUUCUCAUCAACAGCCUUCUGAAGGGCUGGGAGUUACGCCGCAAAUCCCUCCGCGUACAUCAUCAAACCAGCGUUCUAGAAAUCAAACAUCGAGCCAUUCGAGGACCCGAGGCGAGGAUGGCGGUCGAUCUCGUCGUAGAGCACAGCACUCAGCCGAGAAUCCGCCAAGAGCUACUGAUUCGAGCGCAGAUCGGACACAGCAUCAUUCCUCCGCGUAUCAAAGUCACUCGGACCGCGCCAUAGGUUCCCAAUCUGAAUCUGCUGCUCUAUCCACCGAGUCAAGUACCGUUAUCAAUCAGGUUGUGAUAACUGAUCCAUCCGAAGACGUUGAACGCGAACAAGAGCGUCAGUUGGAUGUACAGACUGCAUCAGGUGGCGCUUCGAAUCCGAUUUCCGGUCUAGGACUGGCCGGCGAAGAUGGUGCGGAUGACACUGCCCGCGCUGGCACAAGGAGCCGUCAAGACCAUUCAAAUACUCAAGGAAAACGCAAGGAGACGACUUUUGGCAGAUACAUUCUUGGCCAAACAUUGGGCGAAGGAGAGUUUGGUAAGGUCAAGCUAGGCUGGAAACGUGAUGGCAGCAUACAAGUCGCUAUCAAACUCAUUCGACGUGAGAGCUUAGGCUCAAAUCCUACCAGACUGCCCAAGAUAUACAGAGAGAUUUCGAUUCUUCGAGAUCUGUCUCACCCUAAUAUUGUGCGCUUACACGAGAUGGUAGAGACUGAUCGCUACAUUGGAAUCAUCAUGGAGUACGCCUCAGGAGGUGAACUCUUUGACUAUAUCCUUAAUAACCGCUAUUUGGGGGAUAAUGCCGCGAGGCGUCUUUUCGCGCAACUCGUCUCUGGUGUUGGCUAUUUACACAAAAAGGGCAUAGUACACCGUGACUUGAAGUUGGAGAACUUGUUACUUGACCGAAAUCGUAACAUUAUCAUUACUGAUUUUGGUUUUGCCAACACCUUCAACCCUGGUGAUGAACUCGGUGAAGAGAUUGAGUACAACCUCACCAAUCGGGAAUUUGUUAAGAGGUCGGGUCUAGACAAGACUGAUGCAACUGGCAUGCGACGUGGCGAUUUGAUGCAGACGAGUUGUGGCAGUCCAUGCUACGCAGCACCCGAGCUUGUUGUGAGCGACUCCCUUUACACUGGUCGUAAGGUGGAUGUCUGGAGCUGUGGUGUGAUUUUGUACGCUAUGCUUGCUGGAUACUUACCGUUCGAUGAUGACCCUGCAAACCCCGAAGGAGAUAACAUCAACCUCUUGUACAAGUACAUCGUUAGCACCCAUCUUACCUUUCCUGAAUAUGUCUCGCCACAUGCUCGUGAUCUCCUACGGCGUAUUCUUGUCCCAGAUCCUCGCAAACGCGCUGAUCUUUUUGAAGUUGCUCGCCACAGCUGGCUUAGCGAAUACUCGCAUGUUGUGUCUCAUAUAACAAGUAGCACUACCAAUGUUUCCGACAUUGCUACUACAACUGUCCCUGCUGAAGGAACACAGGAAGGGCCAUCUCUUGCCCGUAGCGCAUCCGUGCGUGAGCCACCAAAGAGUUUCCAGUCUAGUGCCUCGACACUCGGUGGUCUUACACAUCAACAAGGAAAAGUCACCCAAGAUGACUCCCCCGGCAGCAAAUCAAAGACUUCAAGAGAGGCAAAGAGAAGGACCGUUCAGGUGGAAUAUGUCGCGCCUCAGUCUCAGACUGCGCGUGGUGAGUCUGCAGCCAAUGCAUCUUCUAGCCGGCCGUCGACAUCCCGAGCAAACGUCCAGGUAGGACCUCGAGGCGUUGUCGACCAGAACAAACCUUUACCUAGUGAACCACCAGGAGAACCGCGUCGGGCAGCAUAUGCUCAGCCUGAUCAAGGAACACGCCCUGACCCUGGUAUUCAUCGCUCGGCCUCAGAUGCAGCAGGAGGAGUACUUGGAAACUCUCACAACGCACGUCCUAAUACCGGCCACUCGGCGACAUCUCUCAAUGCCGGAAGACUGCCUUCUCGUGGUUCUUACGGGCAACCCGUAGCACCCACAGUGGCAGCAACAAACGCCCAGGGUCGACUAGCGCAGCCGAAGACUGCCAAACCAUAUAAUAUCUCGGCUCCAAUUCCUCAAGACUCGGACAUCUCUAUUGGAAGGCCGAGCACCCAUCAACUUCCAGGGAAAUUCAAUCAAACCCCUCCACCAGAAACGGUCAGAACCCACAAACGGUCGAGCACGGUCAGCAGCAUCGGAGAGAGGAUAUUUGGUCGAUCUGGAUCCAUUUUUGGCGGCCGUCCAAGCCAACAAACUACUCGCCCCAAGACCAGCAAACGAUAUCCUCCUACCAGCAUGAGGGAUCCUUAUGUCACAGAUGACUCGAGGGUUUCCGUUGACUCUCGACGAUCAAACAUGAAUACUACGCGCAUUGAAACACGGCCACGUCGGUUUUCUUUGAUUAACUCUAUUAGAGGGUUGUCGUCGCGCGGCGAUCAAAACUCUGAAAGUGACACUCAGGAGAACGAGUAUUCUCGACCAGCUACUGGUCCAGGGAUAUUGGCAGGACGGGAUGGUGGUGGUUAUAGUGGCUACUCCGGCUCUCAUCAUGACGAAGAAGCACCACAAAACACAAGCUACGAGGCUCACAUCGAUAGACAAAUCGCUCAACUGCACGAAAACAACCAGAUGUACCAAGGAAGUUCUGAUGACCAUGAUCAGCCGAUUCAGUACGGUACAUCGGAUAGAAACGAGUACUAUGGUUAUCCGAAUCAAGCGCAAUACAACGGAAACUUUGAUAACCCAAACAGGGAGUACUACAAAAGAACAAUCGGAAGUUUGCAGAUGCAUACGAAUAUGAAAGGGAUCAUUCACACCAUUCUGGAAGUUCGGGGGCCGCAAGAAAAUAUCGAGCAUAUGGACUCUAACACCGGUUCCUACUCGACAUUUGCAACAGCUAGUUGGCUUUCGCAGAAAGACUACUAA
Talaromyces atroroseus is the source of this 3216-nucleotide messenger RNA. RefSeq lists its product as hypothetical. Gene Ontology annotation, cellular component: cytoplasm. The transcript has 5 exons. The record is from RefSeq and is a predicted model, not a curated record. Gene Ontology annotation, molecular function: protein serine/threonine kinase activity; tau-protein kinase activity; ATP binding. Gene Ontology annotation, biological process: intracellular signal transduction; protein phosphorylation; microtubule cytoskeleton organization. Lineage: Eukaryota; Fungi; Ascomycota; Eurotiomycetes; Eurotiales; Trichocomaceae. Bases 1 to 3216 code for a protein of 1071 amino acids.